Messenger RNA from Thunnus maccoyii (southern bluefin tuna), 3467 nucleotides. RefSeq names its product ras homolog family member V (gene rhov). The coding region runs from base 327 to 1037 and encodes 236 amino acids. Gene Ontology annotation, biological process: small GTPase-mediated signal transduction. NCBI's taxonomy places the organism in Eukaryota, Metazoa, Chordata, Actinopteri, Scombriformes, Scombridae. Gene Ontology annotation, molecular function: GTP binding; GTPase activity. The record is from RefSeq and is a predicted model, not a curated record. The transcript has 3 exons.
CCCAUCCUUUAAUGCAUCGGCAGCAUCAAAUAACAUGAUAGACAUAAAUAUUGUGACAUUUUAUAUAUUGAGUAUAUAUCUAUCUACCUUUCUUGCCCUGCAGUAACCUGUCUUAUAGUCUUUUCUCGGUGGGUGUGUCUAUGCAAAUCACAACCUGCAUGCCCUAAAACGUCCCACCCCGCACAUGUCGACCAUCAGUCAGAACAGGACAGGCAACCCGUCAGCAGGUUGUAAAAGACCGACUACUCAGCUCACUCAGUAUCUAGUCUCGCAGAGGUCGGACAGUAGGGCCAGUCUGCAUUCAGAAGUUUAAUGCGCGGCUCGACAUGCCACCUCACAUGGAUUACUUUUACCACGAGUCCCGAGUCCCCUCCGCUUGCGGGUUGACCCGGGAGGACGAGCUGGAGCCCGGUGUCAUCAGCUGUAUGCUGAUCGGAGACGGAGCCGUCGGGAAGACUAGUAUGAUUGUGAGCUACACUUCAAAUGGAUACCCAACAGAGUACAAACAAACAGGCUUUGAUGUCUUCUCCGGUCAGGUACAAGUAGAGGGAUCUCCAGUCAAAGUUCAGCUUCUGGACACUGCUGGACAGGAAGAAUUUGAUGAAUUCAGGGCACUCUCCUACGCCCACACAGACGUCUUUCUCCUGUGCUUUAGCAUGGUCAACCCCAGCUCAUUUCACAACAUCACCAAGAAGUGGGUUCCAGAGAUCCGGGCUUAUAACCCGUCCUCGCCCAUCAUUCUCGUUGGGACUCAGUCGGACCUCUUACUGGACGUGAACGUCCUCAUCAACCUGGACCGAUCUAAUGUCAAGCCAGUUCUGAGCUCCCGGGCGCGGAGCAUGGCAGAGAAGAUCAGGGCCACAGACUACAUAGAGUGUUCGUCACUCACGCAAAAGAACUUGAAGGAGGCGUUUGAUGCGGCCAUCUUUGCGGCCAUCAAGAACAAAACCCGCAAAGCCAAGAAGAGGAGGUCCUCUGACAGACGCACUAAAGCUUUCUCCAGGUGCAGCUGGAAGAAGUUCUUCUGCUUUGUCUGAACUCAAACUGUUAACCCUGUGGGUUGUGGACAGAACUUUAAUUUAUUUCAAAAUCUUACUUUCGCAUCCUUCCUUGUUAAGUAUUUGGCUUAUUUUACUCUCGGAUGCCAAAUGGUGCAAAGGAAACAAGAUAUGAGCACAGUGAGCAUUGGGAACUAACAUCUAUGGAGACAGCAGAGAGGAUUCUGGGUCAGUCUCAGCCAGGGUCUGGUUUCAGACUCUAUCAGACAUAACUCAGGACAGCAGUGUUGUUUACAUUAUAUUCAAAUGUUUGAUUGUUUUAGGUCAGAGAAACAUAGCCACCGUUGAGCUAGUGGAGAGGAAAAGGGUGGUGGAGUGAGACAUUGUGAGGGAGAGUAGAUCAGAUGAACACACAGAGAAAAAAAAAACAUCAUGGCCAUCAUGUAAAUGCUGUGAAUUUGCAUGCUGUGAGUGUGCUUUGCUGCCAACUGCAGCCUUUAAUGUGAGUGAGAGAGAAACAGAAAGUGUCAGGGCAGUUUGAGCAGAUGGGCGUUAGCCCCUUCUCUGCUGUAUUUUUGCUGUCUGGCUACACCAGCCUAUUUAUAUGCAGCAGCUGCAAGUUCAGGUUGCAGUGUGAGGGGCCACAUUCUUACCUGUAUGUGAAAGCUCCCCUGGCUGGUUUGGGUUGGUAUCUUACAGGUCUUCAAGUUAAUCAACUGACAGUCUUAUCAGCUCCAACUCUGAUUUUAAAGUGGAAUUUUAUCAUCUGACUUAACAAUUGUGAAAAAGAAGCACAGCUGGAAGAUUUGUUUGUGACAAACCAGAAACGAAUGUGUUAUCUCCGUCUUAACCAACAGAUUGACAGGAACUUGUUUGAAAAUCCUCUUGUUAGAGGUGAAAGCUUGCAGGAGAGCAGUAACCUUUGGCUUUUUGUUCCUGUAUCUCAUCAAUCUGCAUCUGUAAAAGCAGGCACUGCAGGAGUCUUGACUUCCACCCUGCGGACCCUCCCACUACCACCAUCAGUCUUGGCUUUUUUAAUUUGCCUUUCUUUGUUUAUGUGCUCAAUACACUCUUUAUUCCCUCAAUAGCCCAGUGUGUACAGAGGAUGCUUAACAGCCCCUGCUUUAUUGAAACUGUAAGGUAAUACACUUAAAAAGAAACUUGUUCCUGUGACAUUUGUGCAAAAAAAGUCAGAUUUUGCACUCCAGUAUAAUAAUAUCUGGUGGAUAUACAUGUGUAUAUAGGGUGAAGUCAGGUAAUUUGGGACACUUUUUGAUAUAUUAUCAAGAAAACCUAAAAUUCUGCAGACUACCUUAGGUGUUACUUUUAGAACUUGUCAUGGAUCUCUGCUAUAUUUCCAUAAAGAAAAUAUGUUGCCAAGUAAAAAACAAACACAUCAAGAACCCCUACCUCACUCCAAUUACAUGUUCAAGGAAAAUGGGACACCUAGUAAGGUAAAAUGGGACAGUUACUGAUGGUUGUUUUCUAAUAGGGUGAUGUGAAAAUUGGCAGAUUGAAAAUUGGAGGCUAAUUUCCUUACAAGCCUAAUUACCCUACAAUUUUCAAUCUCUUUUAAUGAAUAGUUAGGUUACAUUAAUGAUUUAACAAAUUGAUGACUGAACUGAUAAAUGGAUUUAACCAUUUAAAAACAAACAAACAUGAAAUACAAUUGUUCUGUAAGCUGUGGCACACAAAAGCAUAGUAACUCAUGAUUUUAUGACACCUGGUAGCCAAACAUACCAGUUUCACUUCAGAAAAAUGUUCCAUUUUAGCUUAAUUUUUUGUCCCAUUUUUUGUGACUGUCCAAUUUUUACUAAAUGCAUUCAGCUAUAAUGGGACAGUCACUCAAAACCCUUUCCCAUAAAAAGCAGAGGGUAUUGUGAAAAUAUUUUGAUUAUAAGUCAAACUCAUUAUAAGUCAGUUAAUAAAUAGCAACAUCCUACAACCAUGUUUGGUGUUAUACCCUUAUUGUUUUAGCUUUACCAAAAAGAGAAAAUCAACAUUGCAAGUUCUGGGACCAGUGAUUUUUUUUUUUUUUUUGCUCCGUCUAUCCUAGUUAUCUCAGACCAAUUAAAAUGAUUGUUUCAUGUAAAGGACAUUUGUAGCAACAAUGCAAUAACAUGUUUGGUGAUUUGCUACUAAUAUUUAAAGAGCCCAAAAUGUAAAACUUGUUUGUCCCAUUUUACCUGAUGUGUCAAAUUACCUGACUUCACCAGACCAGAAGGUUUUACUAUGCUUCUUGUGGAAGUUAUCCCAAUGUAUAUGCUAUUCUGUUUGUUUAAACAGUUCAUUUGUCAUGUUUAUGUCAUUUGAAAUAUUACAUAAAACAUGGAUUUUAAAUGCAUUAUGCUCCACAAACUAUUUUUUCGUCAUAUUUUGUAUCGCUGUCACUUAUCUCAAAAUGACCACCUUCUGCUUUAACCUGUGUGACUUUUUUACAUGUCGGAGUGAUGUGAUGCAAAUAAAUGA